CCCACAUUCUGGUCACGUGACUGUGACAUCACGACCUCCUGAAAGCCGCUCCAGUCUGGCACCCAGUUAGAGUUUACAUGUGUCGCUUGUUCCCCUCUCUUGCUAAGCUCUCUCAGCGUGACUGUACAUUGCAGGCUGGAGCAUCCACUGUGUGGAGCGGAGCCAGCUUGGGAGGUACCAUCUACAUAGCGGGGAGCGGCUGGAGAAGGACUGGGGGCCAGGCACGGCGCGCUGUGGAGAGACAGAGCAAUGCAGCAAGUUUUGGACAACCUGACAGACCUGCCAACUUCAACUGGUGCUGAAGAAAUUGAUAUUAUUUUCCUUAAAGGAUUAAUGGAAGACCCAAUUGCACAUGAACGCCUCGAAGAUACAAAGCUCGAAGCUGUCAGUGAAAACAACGUUGAGCUAUUAAAUGACAUUAUUAAGGAUAUUAGUCCUUUAGAACAUGAAGAUACAAAUGUGCAAGAAUUAAUUGGCAUACUUAAGGAACCACACUUUCAGUCUCUUUUAGAGGCCCAUGAUGUCGUAGCAUCAAAAUGCUAUGACUCUCCCCCAUCUAGUCCAGAAGUUAAUUCUUUGGGAAACCAUCAGAUUGCACCGGUGGAUGCCAUUCGUAUGGUUGGAAUUCACAAAAGAGCAGGAGAACCAUUGGGUGUAACAUUUAAGGUUGAAAAUAAUAACUUGGUUAUAGCUCGAAUUCUCCACGGUGGAAUGAUCGACCGGCAGGGUCUUCUUCAUGUGGGCGAUAUCAUUAAGGAAAUCAAUGGCCAUGAAGUUGGAAACAACCCCAAAGAAUUACAGGAACUGCUAAAGAGUAUAAGUGGCAGCGUUACUCUCAAAAUACUCCCGAGCUACAAAGAUACAGUCAGCCCUCAACAGGUAUAUGUGAAGUGCCACUUUGAUUACAAUCCAUUCAGCGAUAACCUAAUCCCAUGCAAAGAAGCAGGAUUGAAAUUCUCCAAAGGAGAGAUCCUUCACAUAGUUAACAGAGAAGAUCCAAACUGGUGGCAGGCAAGCCACGUGAAGGAAGGGGGAAGUGCCGGACUUAUUCCCAGUCAGUUUUUGGAAGAAAAGAGAAAAGCAUUUGUUAGGAGAGAUUGGGAUGGAUCAGGUCAGUUUUGUGGCACUGUAACAAGCAAGAAAAAGAAAAAGAUGAUGUAUCUUACUACAAGAAAUGCUGAAUUUGACCGUCACGAGAUUCAGAUUUAUGAAGAAGUAGCUCGGAUGCCUCCAUUUCAGCGGAAAACCCUAGUUUUAAUUGGUGCCCAAGGAGUAGGUCGGAGAAGCUUAAAGAACAGACUGAUUGUACUGAAUCCUACACAGUUUGGAACAACUGUGCCAUUCACUUCACGAAAGCCAAGAGAAGAAGAAAAGGACGGUCACGCAUACCGAUUUGUAUCAAGAACAGAAAUGGAAGCUGAUAUAAAGGCUGGAAGAUAUUUGGAACAUGGAGAAUAUGAGGGAAAUCUCUACGGGACCAAGAUAGACUCCAUACAUGAAGUGGUUAUGGCUGGGCGAACUUGUAUAUUGGAUGUUAACCCGCAGGCUUUAAAAGUGCUAAGAACAGCGGAAUUUAUGCCCUAUGUGGUUUUCAUUGCUGCGCCAGAGUUUGAGACACUUCGAGCCAUGCACAAAGCUGUAGUCGAUGCUGGAAUCACAACAAAGCUUUUAACAGAUUCCGAUUUGAAAAAAACAGUCGACGAAAGCGCUCGGAUCACGAGAGCCUAUAACCACUACUUUGAUGUGACAAUAGUGAACGAUAAUUUAGACAAAGCCUUUGAGAAACUGCAGGCUGCUGUGCACAGACUGAGGACAGAACAGCAAUGGGUUCCAAUCAGCUGGGUCUAUUGAUGGGAGCAGUUGGGCGCUACUGUGGGGAAGCGAGAAUAUACAGAGCAAGGCCAAACAGAGGGCACACAGACCUGCGGCACUCGUGGCUUUUUUCCUGAGAGGAUUUCAAGGAUCAUACACUGUUGGGAAUUUUUAUAUAACAUUUUGAAGGGAAGGUGUGCUUAAAUAUGUAAUUUAUUUUAAUUUUUAUAACUUUUACAGAUAAUCUUUCUAUUCAUUUUACAUGAAGGAAAUGCGUUCAAGCAUUUUAUGUGAACUCUGUGUACAUUUGCCUUUUUCCUUCAAGAAAAUUUGUCAUUUACAUAGCCGUUCGGUCUUACAUUUUCACUGUGAUAUAAAGGAUACUUGAAAUUUU
This is a messenger RNA of Xenopus tropicalis (tropical clawed frog), 2206 nucleotides long. It is a transcript of the gene pals2, whose product is annotated as protprotein associated with LIN7 2, MAGUK p55 family memberein associated with LIN7 2, MAGUK family member. Lineage: Eukaryota; Metazoa; Chordata; Amphibia; Anura; Pipidae. Bases 250 to 1851 code for a protein of 533 amino acids. Gene Ontology annotation, molecular function: kinase activity; ATP binding; transferase activity. The record is from RefSeq and is a predicted model, not a curated record. Gene Ontology annotation, cellular component: membrane. The transcript is spliced from 12 exons.